GGGGGAGAAAGGAAUGCUGGGGCCGGCAGGGGAGAUGAGGCCUCAAGGCCAAACUGGCCCCAGAGGUUAUAAGGGAUCAGCAGCAAAGCCAGGAAGACCCGGAUUUAUCGGACCCCCGACACCUGUCAGGCAUGUGGGAGCAGCUGGACGGCCAGGCCCCAAGGGAGAUACAGGCAUUGAAGAGAUCCAAGGAGUCAACGGGAGAAAAGGGCGAAAAGGGCCCCAAAGGCAAGUUUGGAGAAAUGGGUGCACAGGUUCCCCACGGUGGUCGGGGGAAGUGUGGGCCAGGGGGCGAGCCCGGACGCACAGGCCCAGUCGGAACUAAGGGCGUCCGGGGUGAUGGAGGACCAGUCGGGUUUCAGGGUCCGCCAGGGCCACCAGGCCCAACCCUCCCCUCUCAACACGUGAUUGAGGUCUGCAAGAGAGUGGUGCUGGAACAGAUAUCUACCUUUGCCAACUCUGUGAAGAGGACAUGUGCUGCCAUGUGCCCACUCUACGGGGACGUCCCCUUGGGUGCCCCCGGUCCCACAGGACAGAAGGGAACACCGGGACCUCCAGUGAUCAAGGAGACGAAGGAGACGAGGGAGCAAAGGGCCAUGGCCUACCUGGCUAUAUCAGAGACCAGGGACCAAAGGACCAUGGCCUGCCUGGCUAUAUCAGAGACCAGGGACCAAAGGGCCAUGGCCUGCCUGGCUAUAUCAGAGACCAGGGACCAAAGGGCCAUGGCCUACCUGGCUAUAUCAGAGACCAGGGACCAAAGGGCCAUGGCCUGCCUGGCUAUAUCAGAGACCAGGGACCAAAGGGCCAUGGCCUACCUGGCUAUAUCAGAGACCAGGGACCAAAGGGCCAUGGCCUACCUGGCUAUAUCAGAGACCAGGGACCAAAGGGCCAUGGCCUGCCUGGCUAUAUCAGAGACCGGGGAGCAAAGGGCCAACGUGGAAGACCUGGUAGAGCCUUCAAUGGCACACCAGGACGAGAGGGCGAGAGAGGCCAUGUAGGCCGGCCUGGACUAAGAGGUCACCCAGAACUACGAGGAGUCCCAGGUGUGUGUCAGACCACUGGGUGCGCUCUGCUAAACAACAACACAACCAAUGGAUCACAUCAGAAUGCACCCCAGAGGUUGAGAAGACGCCCAUAGAGGCAAAGAGGAAACUUUUGACCAAGCUUCAUGGAUGUAUCCUGAAAGGAGGAGUGGGGGAGGGGUGGAUUGGGAGAGAGAGGAGAUUUUUUGUUAAUAAAUGUAUUAAAAUCAAAGUCAAAAUGCUUCAAUGUAAAUAUGCAUCCAAUCUCCACUGCAAAAGACUGAGAUUCACCCAUUUUACUUUCUUGAAAAAAUCUGCUCUAGAAACUUGUACUGUAGGCCUUAAAACAUUUGAAAAAUACACCAAUAGCUAUAUAUUAUGUAAAAAUUCCUUGAUUUGAAAGUUUAUUUUACACAUUUUAUUUAAACUGGGCCUAGUUGUCUUCAAAUGUCACUGAUCUUUAUAAUAAAAGCAAAAAAACGUUUUUACUAACUUAUUUUACUGUAACAAUUCCUCCACUGUUAUUUUUUAUUAUGAUAUAUCAUUGAGAACAUUAUAUUAUUAUAGAAUACAAAAUCAAGUGUACAAUUCUUAAUUGUAAUUCACAAAUUGUUCAGCAAAGUGUUUAUCACAAUUCUGUUGAAGCAUGCUAGCUACUUAAAUCAAUAACAGUUACUGUUGGCCAAUGGUUGCUGUUAUAGCUAGCAGUUACUGUUAGCCAUUGGUUGCUCUUUUGGCUAGCAGCUAAUGUUAGCCAAUGGUUACUGUUAUGGCUAGUAGCUACUGAUAGCCAACGGUUUGUGUUAUGGCUAGCAGCCAAUGAUUACUCAUCUGGCAUGCAGCUACCCUUAGCCAAUGGUUACUGUUAUGGCUAGCAGCAUACUGUUAUAGUCAAAUGUCUUUUCAAAAUAACAGUUUGUGUCAGUCUGUGCCUAAUGUCAGUUGUGAAGUCAUGUGUUAUUUGAUUAAGUUUUUGUAUGCCUUGUUAAUAGCAGGGUUAAGUGUCAUCCAGAAGGCAUAAUGUUGGUUCAUUAUGAAGUAACCAACAAAACGACCUCUUGUAGUGGAAAGAUCUGGAACAUAAAUGUGAAUAAAAAAGAACAGUACACAUUGUGUGCCUGUUUUUGAUUGUGUUUCAGGCCUAGACAGUUAUCACAUGACAUGCAUUAUUCUAUAUCUGGUAGAUUGAGGCUUGUUAAAUUCAUGAGUCCCAUGUGUUUUAUUUAUAAUUCUGUAAUGAGACAAUGUCUCAAUGCCUGUACAUUUCACAAGAUGUUUGCUUGCAUAUCUUUAAGUGAAAACAUAUGGUUAUGAUUGUAGACAAACACGAAAACGAAUCAUAACUCCCACAACA
Molecule: messenger RNA, 2376 nt
Organism: Oncorhynchus gorbuscha (pink salmon)
Lineage: Eukaryota; Metazoa; Chordata; Actinopteri; Salmoniformes; Salmonidae
Product: collagen alpha-1(XVII) chain-like
Exons: 9
Coding region: 132-998 (288 amino acids)
Source: RefSeq, a predicted model, not a curated record